Molecule: messenger RNA, 5283 nt
Organism: Myxocyprinus asiaticus (Chinese sucker)
Lineage: Eukaryota; Metazoa; Chordata; Actinopteri; Cypriniformes; Catostomidae
Gene: grin1a
Product: glutamate receptor, ionotropic, N-methyl D-aspartate 1a
Exons: 22
Coding region: 455-3310 (951 amino acids)
Biological process (GO): monoatomic ion transport; regulation of membrane potential; ionotropic glutamate receptor signaling pathway
Cellular component (GO): plasma membrane; neuron projection; NMDA selective glutamate receptor complex
Molecular function (GO): NMDA glutamate receptor activity
Source: RefSeq, a predicted model, not a curated record
CAAGGACAGCGCUCGCCCGCGAGCGUCGCAUCAGCUCUAUUAGCAGAACAACAGCAGACGGACAGAGAAGGGGACGAUACGCGACGCAUCACAGAUUUUUGCUGACGGGCUCCAUAUCGCAUGAGACAUGCUUGAUCUGCGGAUCUGCAACCUCAGUUAAUAAGGGAAAUCUAGAGAAAGGCUGCAAUGCAUGUGGGAGUUUAUGUUGUAUACAGCAAAUGCCAUUGCAGAAAUGUGUGGUUAGAACCAGGGACCAUGAGCAUGUCGCCAAAGUGGGUGUGAAUUUUGCACCUGGGAUUUUUGUUUUCUAAAAAGCGGCACUCUGGACACUGGUUUUAUUCCCCAAUACCGAAUAACUAAAGUGCUCGCCGAGGGCGCAUCUCUACGACCCUCCAGCAGCACUAAGUGGGAACGAAACUGGGGCUCUCCGUGCGCUGUUUUAGCCGUCCACACGAUGCGUCUAUUUCUGUUGGCCGUGUUCUUCUCCUGCUCUUGCGUGCGGGGCGGCUGCGAGCCCAAGAUUGUGAACAUUGGGGCCGUCCUGAGCCAGAAAAGAUACGAGCAGGUGUUCAAAGAUGCGGUCACCCAAGCGAAUCAGGUGUACGGAGGGAAUAAAUUCAAGUUGACCGCCAUCUCUGUCACUCACAAAGCCAAUGCGAUUCAGAUGGCUCUGUCGGUGUGUGAAGAUCUCAUAUCCAGCCAGGUGUAUGCCAUCUUGGUGAGCCAUCCACCACAGUCUAAUGACCAUCUAACACCCACGCCGGUCUCCUACACUGCAGGAUUCUACCGUAUCCCUGUAGUAGGGCUCACCACCAGGAUGUCCAUUUAUUCAGACAAGAGCAUCCAUCUCUCUUUCCUUCGUACGGUGCCACCCUAUUCCCACCAGGCACACGUAUGGUUUGAUAUGAUGCGAGAAUUCCGCUGGAAUCACAUCAUUUUAAUUGUCAGCGACGAUCAUGAAGGCAGAGCCGCGCAGAAAAGACUCGAAACUCUGCUGGAGGAGAAAGAGACCAAGAAUAAAAAAAGGAACUAUGAAAACCAAGACCAACUGUCCUAUGACAACAAGAGAGGACCUAAGGCAGAGAAAGUGCUUCAGUUCAACCAAGAGACUAACUUAACUGCCCUGCUCCUGGAGGCCAAAGAGCUGGAAGCACGAGUGAUCAUACUUUCUGCCAGUGAGGAGGAUGCAGCCGCCGUGUACAAAACAGCACGCUUCCUCAACAUGACAGGCUCGGGCUAUGUGUGGCUGGUGGGAGAGCGUGAGAUGUCCGGUAAAGCUUUGAGCGAGGCCCCAGACGGGCUGAUUGGCCUCCAGCUCAUCAACGGAAAGAAUGAGUCGGCGCACAUCAGCGACGCUGUUGCCGUUGUAGCCCAGUCUAUCCAGGAACUCUUUGAGAAAGAGAAUAUCACGGAACCGCCAAGGGGCUGCGUGGGCAAUACCAACAUCUGGAAGACUGGGCCACUCUUCAAAAGAGUGUUGAUGUCAUCGAAGUACCCAGAGGGCCUGACAGGACGUGUAGAGUUCAAUGACGACGGAGAUAGAAAAUAUGCACAUUACAGCAUUCUGAACUACCAAAAAAGCAGACUGAUACAAGUUGGCAUCUACAAUGGAACACAGGUGGUGAUGAAUAAACAGAGGAAGAUCAUUUGGCCCGGAGGUGAAACGGAGAGGCCGAGAGGAUUCCAGAUGUCAACCAGAUUAAAGAUAGUGACCAUUCAUCAGGAACCAUUUGUGUAUGUAAAGCCAACUUCGCUGGAUGGGACCUGCAAAGAGGAGUACACACCUAAUGGAGUCUUAAUUAAAAAGGUGAUCUGCACUGGACCAAAUGAGACCAUCCCAGGUAACACAUCAGGACGCCCAAUAGUUCCCCAAUGUUGUUAUGGGUUUUGUGUUGACCUUCUGAUCAAGUUGGCAAUGACCAUGAACUUCACCUAUGAAGUGCACCUAGUGGCAGAUGGAAAAUUUGGAACACAGGAAAGAGUGAAUAACAGUAACAAGAAGGAAUGGAAUGGCAUGAUGGGUGAGCUCCUGGGUGGCCUUGCAGAUAUGAUUGUUGCUCCAUUGACAAUUAACAAUGAACGAGCCCAGUACAUAGAAUUUUCCAAGCCUUUUAAAUACCAAGGACUCACUAUCCUCGUGAAAAAGGAAAUUCCUCGCAGUACGCUGGACUCGUUCAUGCAGCCAUUCCAAAGCACACUGUGGCUACUGGUGGGUCUAUCGGUGCAUGUGGUGGCGGUGAUGCUUUACCUACUAGACCGGUUCAGCCCAUUUGGAAGGUUUAAAGUAAACAGUGAAGAAGAAGAAGAGGAUGCCCUCACCUUAUCUUCAGCUAUGUGGUUUUCUUGGGGAGUCUUGUUGAACUCUGGAAUUGGAGAAGGUGCCCCACGUAGUUUUUCAGCAAGAAUUCUGGGAAUGGUGUGGGCUGGCUUCGCUAUGAUCAUAGUAGCCUCUUAUACUGCCAAUCUGGCUGCCUUUCUGGUGUUGGACCGGCCUGAGGAGCGCAUCACCGGCAUCAACGACCCAAGGCUGAGGAACCCAUCAGACAAGUUCAUUUAUGCUACAGUAAAGCAAAGCUCGGUGGAUAUUUACUUCCGCCGUCAGGUUGAGCUGAGCACCAUGUACCGCCACAUGGAGAAGCAUAACUACGAGAGCGCCGCUGAAGCCAUCCAGGCUGUUCGGGACAACAAGCUGCAUGCUUUCAUCUGGGACUCUGCGGUGCUGGAGUUUGAAGCCUCGCAGAAGUGCGACCUGGUGACCACGGGAGAGCUGUUUUUCCGUUCGGGCUUUGGCAUAGGCAUGCGUAAGGACAGCCCCUGGAAACAGAAUGUGUCCCUGGCUAUUCUCAGUUCCCAUGAGAAUGGCUUCAUGGAGGACCUAGAUAAAACCUGGGUGAGAUACCAGGAGUGUGACUCAAGAAGCAAUGCCCCAGCCACACUCACUUUUGAGAAUAUGGCAGGGGUCUUUAUGCUAGUUGCUGGAGGCAUUGCAGCAGGGAUCUUUCUCAUCUUCAUUGAGAUUGCGUACAAGCGCCAUAAAGACGCCCGCAGGAAGCAGAUGCAGCUAGCCUUUGCGGCCGUCAAUGUUUGGAGGAAGAACCUACAGCCCUCUUCCUCUGUAGAGACUCAGGAUGAUAGGAAAAGUGGUAGAGCAGACAGCGACGCAAAAAAGAAACCCUCUUUUAGGUCCAUCAGUACAACCCUGGCCUCCAGCAUCAAGAGACGUAGGUCCUCCAAAGACACGCAAUUCCCACCCACAGACAUUACGGGCCAACUCAACUUGUCUGACCCAUCUGUCAGCACAGUGGUGUGAGGCAAAGAGAGGGAGAGUUUAGAAAGUGAUAAAGACAUGUUCAUUCUUUAGAAACAAACAAGAUGGACCUUGAGGGGAAAAGAGUUGUAUUCCCACUCCUCUAGAUUUGCACAAUGGAUCCAUCACGAACGAGAACAACUGAGCCAAUUCACUUUUAUGGGGAGCCAACAGACCUCUUCAUCAGAUGCAGAACCCAUCAGUAUGGCCGACUGCAGGGGAUGGCAUGCCACUGCAAUGCAGUGGAGUGCUGCGAACACACAAACACAUACACCUUCACAGCUUGAUACUAAACUUAUUAUACAUUAUACAGUUCUGAAUAAAUUUGUUCUGUUUAUGUAGAAACAUUUCUUAAUAGUAUAGUGAUUAUUUUUAUGUUGAUUAAGUGGUUUAAGUAUUGUACAGUAUAAUUUGAUUACAAUUAUUUAGAACAAACAGAUUUCUUCAUUUGUAGAGGCCGAUUCUAAGGCCAGUAUUUAACAAACUAACUAGUUGUAGUAGGUAUUAAGUUUAAUUCAUCAUUUACAUAUGACUUUGAAACAUAUUUAUCUACUUUAAACAUUUAGUUUUACUUGCUUUUUGUUUACUGUUUUCCAUUAUUUGUCUAUCUAUAAAACGAAAUAUCAGCCAAUGAAGUGAAUUCAAAUAUCAUUUUCUUUGCCCAUGAGAGGAACUUUUUUAGCCAGCCAACCCUAAGCAUGUAAUAUGCAUGCAAAUUUAUUCUUCAAGUCUUAUGGUAAACAAAUAUAUACACAUCUAUAAAUCAUCCACCCUCUUCCCAACAUAAAGAAUUGAUACAGCAUUAUUAAUGUUUAAAAUGUAAUAUUUUAGGUCUGAUAAGUGGAUUAUUGUACUUUGCACACCACUUUAUUACAAACUCUCCUUCCAUCUACCCUAAAUGUGACAUCUUAGAAGAGUUCUUCCUCUUUUAAAGUCCUUAUGCAGUUUUUCUCAGCUUCAGUCUAAAGGGUGCAUCAAAGGGCCCGGUUUUCCAUCUAACUAGCAUUUGGCCUCUCACGCAAACCAUCUCUAUGUCAUCCUCGAAGAUGAAUUUAGAGACCUUUUACAUGAGAAAACCCCAAGUGCUGUCCUACUUUUGAUUCUGGUGCUACAGUUUUUGUAUACACCUAUUGGUUAGAUGUAAAAACUGGCCGUUUCCCAAGUUCUGGGGUUGAGAAACAUCAACAAAGCUGCACUAAUAAAGACUGCUUACUGUAAAUGUUCACUCACUGCUAUUUAUAUAAACUGUGGAAACUCCCCUGUAAGAGAUAUCACUUAUCUAGCACUUUAAUGUGAAUUUUGUCAGAAGCUAUAUGCAUAUAGAAAUUAUGCAAUUUGCCAAAUGUUGAUUGUAAUAUUCAUACUUGAUAUGAAAAUGCACAUUUGAGAAUGCGAAAUAUGUAAAACUGUCAGCUGUUUGUUUUUAACAAAUCAGUUCUUUUUUAGUUGUCAUAUGGAUAUCAAAACUGAGAUUUAAAAAGAUUUAUUUCAGAAAUAUAAGCUCAACCUUGUCAAACUCCUCCUGUACAUACAUUCUCUGUUGACUACUAUAAUUUCAAAUGGGCUUUUGCUUUUACUGUUUUUAAACUGACAGGUGUAUAACGGUAUGUUUUUCUCAAUGCUUGGGUCAAUGAAUGUGGUUUGUUGAAGGCCUAAUCAGUGUAAACUUCUUGGACUACUAGAUUGUCAUGUGAUUUUGAGAAAAUGUUGAUAAAAAGGAGUGUUUUUAUGAGAAACUGUCACAUUGUAAAUGACACACACACACACAGUCAUUCAAAUUAUGUCACAUAUCUACAUGCAUAAACACACAUAUACUGAGAGUUAGUCUUAUUCUGUGUGCUACAUCUAUGUUCAAGUUAAUUUGAGAUAUUUCCUUAAAUGAAAACAUGUUUGCAUUUUGAAAACAAUAUAUGUAUCUUUACCUAGCAUAUCUGUGUGUGCCAAUAAAAUUGUGCCAUGUCAGCUGCAGACCACAA